AUGGCCAGUUCAAGGCUACCAGAAAGCAACCAUCCUCCUCCCCCUCCGCCGCCUCCACCUUCGAAUCCUCACUCAAAGAUAUCUCCCUACGUCCUGAAGCUCAGGAGCGCGCCUCCUGAUUUUUUCUACCAGGCUCCAAAGCAGACGCCAGCCGUGGAUUUGUUUGCCGCACCCUGUGGUCCUUACUUUUUCUACGGCACAUUAACAGAUCCCUUGAUGAUCGGAGAGAUUCUCGAGCUAGAUGAAGAACCGAAGCUACGGCCUGCAUACAUUGUGGGAUACGAAUGUAAGAUGUGGGGUCAAUAUCCAGCCCUACUUGAUUGUCCAGGCUCUGUUGUUGAAGGCGCAGCGUACCAUGUCCACACAGCGCGGGAUGCCGAGAGGCUUGCUGCAUAUGAGACUGGAAACUACCGUGCCGACGCCUGUCUCAUCAAAUACAUGGAUGGCAAGGAACCGUCGGAGGAUCUCGGAUACACGUUCAAGUUUGUUGGGGACCAGAGGGAACUAAGCGAGGGCGAGUUUGACCUAAAGGUCUGGUUGAGACGGAUGGGAAGGCAAGCAGCGGCUAAUAAAUUGGAAGCUGCUAAAAGCGAGACAUAG
Aspergillus pseudoviridinutans is the source of this 600-nucleotide messenger RNA. Its product is annotated as gamma-glutamylcyclotransferase family protein. The transcript has a single exon. Bases 1 to 600 code for a protein of 199 amino acids. The record is from RefSeq and is a predicted model, not a curated record. Lineage: Eukaryota; Fungi; Ascomycota; Eurotiomycetes; Eurotiales; Aspergillaceae.